CAUUGGCUGUGGCGUCGGCGUUGCGGGGCGGGCAUGGAUCGAUCGACCGGAACGAGGUAUCAAUCCGUGGCGGCAUGGAGAAUUCGCUCGCGGCGGCUCGUGGACGAGCAUGGAUCGGCCAUAGCAAUUGACUGAUUGAUUGGAAGCUUGCUGGGCAACGAGACGCAUUAGUUUUGGUUGUUGCUUUUAGGACGAGGAGAAUGGAUGGGCGGCGGUGUGUCACAGUCAAGUGAUUAGAGUGAUGGAGAUUCCCGGAGAGAACGCGACUUGGACGCUGCUGUCCGACGAGGAAGAAGGCGGGCAGCAAAAUCAGCCACAGCAGCAGCAGCAGCAGCAGCAGCAUCUCUACGCGCCGGAUUUGCCUCCGCUGGGCCAGGAUGCUUUCAUCGAUCAGGCGUUCCAUCAAGCUAUGGUUGCUGGUUUCGAUGAUUCUCCUCCCGCUGGCCUCCAAGAGUUUCCGCCACAGCAAUUCCAACCACAAGCCGACCAGCCGGGGCUAAGGUGUGGAUCCGCUGCAAACGAUGCGGGUGACCUUGCAUCCGUGAGGAGAGUCCACAAGGCGGACAGGGAGAAGUUGCGAAGGGACAAGCUCAACGAGCAAUUUACCGAGCUCGCCAGUGCAUUAGAUCCAGACAGGCCUAAAAAUGACAAAGCAACAAUUUUGAGCGAUAGUGUUCAGGAACUAAACGAGCUACGAGCCGUGGUGAAGCGGCUAAAGAAAGAGCAUGCAGCACUUUUGGAUGAAUCCCGCGACCUGUCACAGGAGAAGAGCGAGCUAAGAGAAGAGAAAGCUUUUCUCAAGUCCGAGACGGACCAACUCAACUCGCAACUCCAACAGAGACUCCGGCUCGCGCUGUCGUGGCCGGUGGAUCCCUCUCUCAUGCUCGGUGCGUCCGCAUUUCCAUAUCCUCUCCCAGUCCCAGCAGCACCCGCUGCUGCUGGUCCUCCUCCUCUCGUCUCUUCGUCUCCAUCACCAGCAGCUCCUCCAUCCUCUCAGCCACAACAGCAGCAGCAGCAGCAGCAGCCUCAAGCACCACCAACGCAAGGCUCGCAAAUUCCACCACCGCCAAUUCCUUUCCUUCCUCCCGGUUUGCCUCUUCCGCCGCCUUACGGCAUUCAUCCUUACGCAAUGUUUGCAAACAGGCCGCCAGCCGCUGGUUACUUCCCAUACUUUUCUCCUCCUAGCUCCACCGUGGAGAGGCCGUUUGCUCAGUACGCAACUCCAGGAAUGCAUCCCUUCCGAGGCUACACUGGUCAGGAUGGAGCCCCUGCGUUCUUCCCACCGUCUCUAGCAGCCGAAGCUCCUUACAAGCCACUCCAAGUAGCUCCGAAAGCAACCAGGGAGGACAAUGCCGAGCCAGGGCCAGAAUCCCAGCCGCAAUCUUCUGGGUCAAGUCCGCCACCCCAAGUGGAAGCUUCAUCACCUUCUUCCGUGGAAGUAAAACAGGAGGUGCAAGUAGUACAACCACUAGUGAAAAGCUUGAGUCCCACGAUUCUAGAUGGAUCUAGCGAUUCCAACUGUGUUGCAUGAUCGAUCAAGUGGUGAAAGCUAUUGAGCAUCUUGAAUUGGGUAAAUGAAUCCCACUUGCAAGAGGCAUGGUCUUACACAGACUUGAAGGGAAUAUCACCUGGCAUAUGCACAUAUUGCAUAGAAAUCCUGCCAGAAAUCAUGGUGCAAGAGGCGAUUGGCAUAUAGGAUGAAUCCAUCCAAACUUCCAAGUGACAUUUGUAUAUGAGCUCUUUUUCUUCUAGUGCUCAUUUUCUUCCCAAUCAAAUAGAAAUCCUGGCUUUGCAUUGGUU
Selaginella moellendorffii is the source of this 1800-nucleotide messenger RNA. Its product is annotated as protein diaphanous homolog 1-like. NCBI's taxonomy places the organism in Eukaryota, Viridiplantae, Streptophyta, Lycopodiopsida, Selaginellales, Selaginellaceae. The record is from RefSeq and is a predicted model, not a curated record. The transcript has 5 exons. Bases 242 to 1531 code for a protein of 429 amino acids. Gene Ontology annotation, biological process: intracellular iron ion homeostasis. Gene Ontology annotation, molecular function: DNA-binding transcription factor activity; protein dimerization activity.